CGGUAAAUAAAAUUUUCUGAGGUUAUCUCGAGUUGAGUAAUAGACAGCACAUUAGCAGGUCAACAUAAUUUUUACUUAAAAAAUAAUAACAUAAGGAAUAAAUAAUAAGUCAUGUCUCCAUCCAGAAGUGAUAAACUGGCCAAUGGUACAAAAUCAGAGCUGAGUAUAUGGACUCGAGCAAUAACUGCCAAUUCAGAAUGGCCUGACAAGGAGGAAUUUCUCGACGUCAUCUACUGGAGUCGACAGGUCAUAGGACUGAUCAUUGGAAUUGCCUGGGGGAUUAUUCCCCUCAAAGGAUUUGUCGCAUUGUUGCUAUUUGUUGUUGUCAAUGCUGGAAUCACGUAUUUGUACAUUAGUAAUUUCCAACAAAUUGAUGAGGAGGAGUUCGGAGGGAUCUGGGAGUUGACGAAAGAGGGAUUUAUGACGUCUUUCGCUGGAUUUCUGGUAACUUGGAUAAUAAUAUACUCUGGAUUACACUUCGAAUGACACAGAGUGACAGGAAUAAAUUUCCUACUCAUGAAUUCCUCGUAAUAUGGCGACACUCGAGCCCGUGGAUUCAUUUUCAUUCCCAAUAAUGUAAAUAUGUAUUUCGAAUCCUCGCUCACGGUCUCCAUGUUGUUAUCCAAUAAUUCCCAUUAUCCCCGAUAAUUGAGAAUUAAACGCGUUUCGAACAAAAUAA
Fopius arisanus is the source of this 679-nucleotide messenger RNA. RefSeq lists its product as uncharacterized. The transcript is spliced from 4 exons. Gene Ontology annotation, biological process: mitochondrial respirasome assembly. The record is from RefSeq and is a predicted model, not a curated record. NCBI's taxonomy places the organism in Eukaryota, Metazoa, Arthropoda, Insecta, Hymenoptera, Braconidae. Bases 112 to 486 code for a protein of 124 amino acids.